GUGUAUGACUUUCUAAUCACCACAUACUCAAGUUGAAGGAAAUGGAAUCACCCACACAUGCAUUGCAAAAGAACAAGGGUCUGCCAAUUAAGAAAAGAGGCAACCCUAACCUUCUUCAUAAGCAAUAUCUCUUAUCUCUUGAUCUCAAUCAACCAGCACAAAUUGAACCGCAAGAUCAAUACAAUUGUGAGAUUGAACCAACAAAGAUGGGGAUACAAAAAGGAAGUGUUGUUGAGGCGGAGGUGAAUGAGAACAUCAAUCCGUCGCAGAAAUCAUCAUCAUCAUCAUCAGAAUUGAGCUCCGAUAAUUUACACUCAGUUGGUGUGAUGGGAUGUACGUUUUGCUUGAUGUUUGUGUUAGCUUCCAAAGCUGACCCCAAAUGCCCAAACUGCAAAAAGAACAUGAUAGUUGUUGGCAAUGUUUAAAUGAAUCAUGCAAGAAGAAGAAGAAGAAAACAUUAUGUUUAAGUUUUUUUUUAAAAAAAAAUUAGUAAGAGGUUUAUGUUCUUGUUGUCGUUUGUUUAAGUAAUUUUGUCGUCAUUUGUUUAAGUAAUUUUAAAAAUUAAAUAGAAGUUUAUUUG
This is a messenger RNA of Trifolium pratense (red clover), 580 nucleotides long. Its product is annotated as protein GL2-INTERACTING REPRESSOR 2-like. The record is from RefSeq and is a predicted model, not a curated record. The transcript has 2 exons. Lineage: Eukaryota; Viridiplantae; Streptophyta; Magnoliopsida; Fabales; Fabaceae. The coding region runs from base 42 to 425 and encodes 127 amino acids.